Molecule: messenger RNA, 3996 nt
Organism: Gymnodraco acuticeps
Lineage: Eukaryota; Metazoa; Chordata; Actinopteri; Perciformes; Bathydraconidae
Product: titin-like
Exons: 16
Coding region: 56-3631 (1191 amino acids)
Source: RefSeq, a predicted model, not a curated record
AACACACAGUACCUUCUGACAUGCUUAUACACACAAAGAGACGAGUUGAGCAGCGAUGAGUCUAACAGCAGCAGUGCGUGGGUUUAUUCUCCUUCUUAUCUCUCUACAAGUGGUUCAGUGUAUGGAUGACUGGGGAGUGACUUUCUCUUCUACUGCGAUCUGUGCAGUAAAAGGAUCAACAGUGGAGAUAAGAUGCAGCUUCACAUACCCGUCCAGAUGGAAAGACGUUGUUAACACAGUAGGAAAAACAUUCUGGUUCACUAAAUGGAAAGGUGGUGAACCUGUAGAUCUGACCACAGACUCAGAGUACGCAGGUCGUUUAGAGGAUCUCUGUGAAAACAACAUCUGCACUCUGAGAAUCAGAAACCUGAGAGAGAGCGACUCAGCUGAGUACAAGUUCAGGAUCGAAACAAACCAAGACGUUUAUGCUAGUGAACCAGUCACUCUGUCUGUCACAGGUCUCCAGGUGACAGUGACCAAAACCAGUUCCUGCACAGGAAGCUGUAUAUAUGCAACACUGAAGUGUCUCAGCAGUUGUCCUCCAACUUCUGGUCCUCCCUAUAUCUGGUACAGGAAUGGACUGAAAUUGACAGAAGUGGGAGAACAUUUGUAUUACUAUUUCUAUCCUGAAGAAAGCUAUGCCUGUGCUGUUAAAGGAUAUGAGAAUUCCCCCUCUCCUUCAGUGUGUGUUAAUGGUCAAGACUGCAAUACAGUGGCUUACAGUGAAAGAAGCAUCUGUGCCUUCAAAGGAUCCUCAGUGGACAUUUCCUGCACGUACAGCAGUAAUGCAUAUGUUCAAUCUACAUUCUGGUUCAGUCCUGAGCGUAGAGAUCAGGACCUUAGUACAGACUCCCAGUAUGCAGGUCGUGUUCAGAUCCUUGAAACAGAGAGAGGACGCUCCACUCUGAGGAUCUCUGACCUGAGAGACUCAGAUUCAGCUCAGUAUCGCUUCAAAUUCAAAACACCAAGCUUUGAAUGGAGGAGUGAUUUACCUGGUACCACUCUGACUGUCACAGCUCUGCAGGUGCAGGUGAUCACAGCAACAGUCCAGCAGUCUGAUACCUUAGCAGAGCUGAAGUGUCACAGCAGCUGCAGUCCAGCUGGUGGUGUUUCCUACGUCUGGUUCAAGAACGGAGAGAAAAUCCACACAACAUCGAUAUCUUCUUAUAAAGGCUUGCUUCCCCACGCAGACAGGAUCUCAUGUGCUUUUGAAGGACAUGAAGGCUUCCCCUCUCCUGCAGUGUUGUUUCAGGGUCUGGAUGGCUGGGGAGUGACUUACUCUUCUACUGAGAUCUGUGCAGUGAAAGGAUCAACAGUGGAGAUAAGAUGCAGCUUCACAUACUCGUCUACAUGGAGAGGCAGAGUUAACACAGUUAAGAAAACAUUCUGGUUUAUACAGAAAGGUGGUGAACCUGUAGAUCUGACCACAGACUCAGAGUACGCAGGUCGUGUAGAGUAUCGCUGUGGAAACAACAUCUGCACUCUGAGAAUCAGAAACCUGAGAGAGAGCGACUCAGCUGAGUACAGGUUCAGGUUAAAAACAAGCCAAGCAGGAGGAGAAUAUAGUGGUUCACCUGGAGUCACUUUGUCUCUCACAGAUCUCUCGGUGCAGGUGGAACGCAAAUAUUCUAGCAGAGCAAACCUGAAGUGUCAGAGCAGUUGUGAUGUACCUGAUAAUGAUUACGUCUGGUACAAGAACGGACGAAGCACUCUGUCAGGAACUUCUUCUCUUCAAGUCGACUUUAAUUAUCAAGACAGCUAUUCCUGUGCCUUGAAAGGAUUUGAGGACUCUCCCUCCCCUUCAGUGUGUGUCACUGGUCGAGACAGCAACACGGUGACUUCCAUUAAAGGAAGUAUCUGUGCCCCCGAAGGAUCAUCAGUGGACAUUUCCUGCACGUACAGCAGUAAUGACUGUAUUACAUCAAAGUUCUGGUUCAGUCCUGAGCGUAGUCAUCAGGGACAGAAUCCCUCUCAACCUGAGGACCUCAGUGAAGACUCCCAGUAUGCAGGUCGUGUUCAGAUCCUUGAGACAGAGAGAGGACGCUCCACUCUGAGGAUCUCUGACCUGAGAGACUCAGAUUCAGCUCAGUAUCUCUUCAAAUUCAAAACACCAAGCUUUGAAUGGAGGAGUGAUUUACCUGGUACCACUCUGACUGUCACAGCUCUGCAGGUGCAGGUGAUCACAGCAACAAUCCAGCAGUCUGAUACCUUAGCAGAGCUGAAGUGUCACAGCAGCUGCAGUCCAGCUGGUGGUGUUUCCUACGUCUGGUUCAAGAACGGAGAGAAAAUCCACACAACAACGAGAUCUUCUUAUAAAGGCUUGUUUCACCACGCAGACAGGAUCUCAUGUGCUUUUGAAGGACAUGAAGACUUCCCCUCUCCUACAGUGUACUCUCCAAAGCUCCCGUCUGUGUCAGUGAGUCCCUCUGCUGAGAUAGAGGAGGGCAGUUCAGUGACUCUGACUUGUAGCAGUGAUGCUAACCCAGCAGCUAACUACACCUGGUACAAGAGGAAUAUAAAAGAAUAUCUUCCUCUUUUCAAAAAAGAACCAAAGCUUGUCUUCAGCUCCAUUAAUUCCUCUGACUCUGGACAGUACUGCUGUACAGCUGGGAACAAGCUGGGGACGAAGGCAUCUAAAGACAUCUCUAUUGAUGUGAAUUAUGCUCCAAAGACUUCCUCUGUGUCAGCGAGUCCCUCUGCUAAAAUAGAGAUUGGCAAAUCAUUGCAGCUGACCUGUAAAGGUGGCGCUAAUCCAGCAGCUAACUACACCUGGUACAAGGACAACCAAACACUGCCUUGGGGGUCAAAAGACAUUCAUCAACUCGCCUCUAUCACCUUAGAGGACAAAGGGAACUACCACUGUGAGUCUAAGAAUAAGUACGGCCAGAUCAACUCUACAUCAGUACACAUAGAUGUCCAAUAUGCUCCAAAGCUUCCCUCUGUGUCAGUGAGUCCCUCUGCUGAGAUAGAGGAGGGCAGUUCAGUGACUCUGACCUGUAGCAGUGAUGCUAACCCAGCAGCUAACUACACCUGGUACAAGAGGAAUGAAGACUCUCCAAAAGCUUCAGGACAGAUCUUCACCAUCACUGACUUCAGAGCUGAACACAGUGGGAGUUAUUACUGUGUAACCCAGAACAAAAUAGGACGUCUUAACUCUACCUUACAUCUGUCUGUUGUGGCAGGUUCAAUGAAAUCAGUCGCUGCUGGAUCAAUAACUGCUGUUAUUGUGGGUAUCAUAUUCCUCAUUGCCUUUCUGUUGAUUAGAAGAAAGAGGUCCUCGAAACCAACCACGGAAGCUGGAGAGAGACCAGACAACGACGCUCAGCAGGUACGCAUGUAUGACCGCCCUUCAGCUGAAGUACAGAAUGCAACACCAGAGCCGGAGGCCGAGGUUUGCUAUGCCAGCGUGAGAUUCAUUCAAAACCAGGAAGAUGCUCUCUACUCCAACAUCAAGCCCGCUCAUCUCCGCAGACACAAGAAGGACGAGAAGGACAAGGAGGAAGAUGUUGACCACUCUACUGUCACAUUUAAAGGUCACAGUGCUACUGCAGAAUCAGAGCGUCAUGAGGCUGCGGACGAUCCAUCUGCAUUGUACAGCGUAGUCAACAAAAAACCAAGAGUAUUGACAUAACAUCUGUGUUCUCUUCAACAGUGCUCAAACUGUUUAAACAUACAUAUAAAUAUAAGGUCUGCUGGAUUUCUAGUAUCAUGUAGCUAACGUAUGCUGAAGCUUGUAAUUUAUAAAUUCCAAGACAGAAAACUAUUUUGAAGCUUCUCAAAGUAGCCCACAUUUCUCUAUGUACAAUAUAUAUUUACCAUCAUCUUUUUCUGCUCUGAUGUUCAGUUUAAUUGCCUUUUUAUUGUUUUACAUGUUGAUCAUUUUCAUUUUAUUCAUAUUUAACUUCUGCUUCAUUAUCAUCAUAAGUUAGUGUUUUGUUAAAAAAGAAAUUGUAAUUUGUAAAACUGAUUUGAUGUCACUGAUGUGUAUUGUUUGUA